AUAAUUUCAGAAGGCGGUUUGGUUAAUAUAUAAUAUAAAAAGUUAAAUAUUAUUUAUUACGAAUACCAUGUCAAGGUUGAGUACAGGCCUGCAGCUAACAGAUAUAGAUGAUUUUAUUACGCCCUCACAGAUAUGUAUUAAGCCCGUGCAAAUAGAUAAGGCAAGGUCAAAAACUGGGGCAAAGAUCAAGAUAAAAGGUGACAGCUGCUUUGAGGAAUCAGAGAGUGGAAAUCUAAAACUUAAUAAAGUUGAUAUUUCCCUGCAAGACUGUCUUGCGUGCUCCGGUUGCAUCACUUCAGCUGAAGAAGUUCUGAUCACGCAGCAGAGCCAAGAAGAGUUGCUUAAGGUCCUUCAAGAGAAUUCAAAGAAUAAGGCCUCUGAGGACUGGGAUAAUGUGCUUACGAUCGUAAUCACCCUUGCCACCCAGCCUCUACUAAGCUUGGCCCAUCGCUAUCAAAUAGGUGUGGAGGAUGCUGCCCGUCAUCUUAAUGGGUAUUUUCGCAGUUUGGGUGCGGACUAUGUUUUGUCCACUAAGGUGGCGGACGAUAUCGCGCUGCUCGAAUGCCGUCAAGAAUUUGUAGAUAGGUACCGCGAAAAUGAGAACUUGACCAUGCUUAGCUCCUCUUGUCCGGGGUGGGUUUGUUACGCGGAGAAAACACACGGAAACUUCAUAUUGCCUUACGUUUCCACUACGCGAUCUCCUCAGCAAAUAAUGGGAGUGCUUGUGAAGCAAAUCCUUGCCGAUAAGAUAAAUGUUCCUGCGUCACGAAUAUACCAUGUGACCGUGAUGCCUUGCUACGACAAGAAGCUUGAGGCCUCUCGAGAGGACUUUUUCAGCAAGGCAAAUAACUCACGCGACGUAGACUGUGUAAUCACUUCAGGUUUCGAGGUGGAACAGUUGCUCAGUGAGGCUCAGCGUCCGCUAUCGCAGUACGAUCUCUUUGAUUUAGACUGGCCAUGGUCUAAUGUACGCCCAGAAUUCAUGGUAUGGGCUCACGAGAAGACGCUAUCUGGCGGUUACGCAGAACACAUAUUUAAGUUCGCCGCAAAACAUAUUUUUAACGAAGAUUUAACAACAGAGUUGGAAUUCAAACAGCUCAAAAACCGCGACUUUAGAGAAAUUAUACUUAAACAGAAUGGCAAAGCUGUGCUGAAAUUUGCUAUUGCUAACGGUUUCCGGAACAUACAAAACUUGGUACAAAAACUGAAGCGUGAAAAGCUAUCAAACUACCACUUUGUUGAGGUAAUGGCAUGUCCCUCAGGCUGCAUAAACGGAGGAGCACAAAUACGCCCCACUACCGGACAACACGUUCGCGAGCUUACUCGGAAACUGGAGGAAUUAUACCACAACCUUCCACGGUCCGAACCCGAAAACUCAUUAACAAAACAUAUUUACAAUGACUUUUUAGACGGCUUUCAAACUGAUAAAUCGUAUGAGGUGCUGCACACCCGUUAUCAUGAUGUAGUAUCUGACCUCAGUAUAUCGCUUAAUAUAAAUUGGUGAACGUAUUGUGCUUGAUUAUAUCUUUCAGUAUAUCGACAGUUUCGGUAAAGGAAUAAGGCACGCAAACAAAUAUUUAAAAUUAAAAAAAACUCAUUUAAACGGGGUGAGAUAGUGACAAUGCCCUGUUGAAAUCAAAAACUGUAAGAUAUCGAAUAAUAUGAUAAAAUAGAUUUCUUAUUUAUUUAAGAAACUAUUUUCGGGAAAUCAAAAAUUAAAAAAAAAAAAUUGUUAAGUAUGGGCUGUUUAAUAAAAACUGGAGGUGCUUCUUCUAACGCAUCA
Molecule: messenger RNA, 1783 nt
Organism: Drosophila mauritiana
Lineage: Eukaryota; Metazoa; Arthropoda; Insecta; Diptera; Drosophilidae
Product: probable cytosolic Fe-S cluster assembly factor GD17698
Exons: 4
Coding region: 68-1504 (478 amino acids)
Biological process (GO): iron-sulfur cluster assembly
Cellular component (GO): cytosolic [4Fe-4S] assembly targeting complex
Molecular function (GO): 4 iron, 4 sulfur cluster binding
Source: RefSeq, a predicted model, not a curated record